Messenger RNA from Chlorella variabilis, 507 nucleotides. RefSeq lists its product as hypothetical. Gene Ontology annotation, molecular function: ATP hydrolysis activity; cohesin loader activity; double-stranded DNA binding. Gene Ontology annotation, biological process: mitotic sister chromatid cohesion. Lineage: Eukaryota; Viridiplantae; Chlorophyta; Trebouxiophyceae; Chlorellales; Chlorellaceae. The transcript has 6 exons. The annotation marks the transcript as partial. The record is from RefSeq and is a predicted model, not a curated record.
CUCUCGCAGGUGGUGAUUGAGGGGUUCAAGUCCUACAAGGACCAGACCAUCUUGGAGCCCUUCUCCAACCGCAUCAACUGCGUCGUGGGCGCCAAUGGCUCCGGCAAAUCCAACUUCUUCCAUGCCAUCCGCUUUGUGCUGGACGACCUGUUCAGCUCGCUGUCCACAGAGGACAGACGCGCGCUGCUGCACGAGAGCGUGGGGCACCACGUGCUGAGCGCAUACGUGGAGAUCGUGUUUGACAACAGCGACAACCGGCUGCCCGUGGACAAGGCGGAGGUGCGGCUGCGGCGCAGCAUCGGCAUGAAGAAGGACGACUACUAUCUGGACAAGAAGCACGUGACCAAAAAAGAGGUGGCCAACCUGCUGGAGACUGCAGGCUUCUCGCGCGCUAACCCUUACUAUGUGGUGCAGCAGGGCAAGAUUGCGCAGAUGGCCAACAUGAAGGACGAGCAGCGGCUGGAGCUGCUCAAGGAGAUUGGCGGCACGCGCGUGUACGAGGACCGG